GCUGUAGAAGCUGCGGCGCUACCGCCAGAUUCUAUUACGGAUCAGCGAGUCCAUGGUCCGGCCAUGGUGAAUGAGGAUUGGGAUUCUUAUCAUGCUUUGCGCCCUAUCGCGCAGCAUAGGUACGAACAAGCAAGGCGUAGAUGCCUCGAACUGAAAGGUACCGGGCGACCUCCUAGGCGCGGCCGCAGUGCUACUAGGGAACAAAGCUUCAUCCCUGAUAUUCAUCGGAGGGCCGUGAUCCGAUGGGAAAACGGAGUGUCUGUCGGGGCCUUUGCCAAUGCUUUCAACAAUUUCCUCGCCGCUUUAGCCAGGAGACAUGAUUUCUUCAAUAUUUUUUUGACGUGGAAGUCACAGCGGAUUGAUGCGCUGGUGGCUUGUUGGAGAUAUAUAUGUCGAUUUUUCUUUCUUGACAAUAAUAUUUGUGCCUGGACUUACUGCUUCGCGCAAAUCAAUCUAUCGUUCAAGAGAUGGCGGCUUCAGGUGAAGAAAAAAUAUUUUGUUCAAAUAACAGAAGAUUGGGAGCGCUUCUGGCAUCUUGACGAGCGCGUAGAUGGAGUAGAUUUUUUUGUACUUUGUGAUUACUGGGACACGGCUGUAAUUCAGGCUCAAGCUAAAAUAGUAAGGAGGAACCGCAACAUGCCCCGCAGUUACGAGUAUCACGGGGGCUCCAGGUCCUUCAGCCAACAUUAUCAUCAAUUGGAGCUUGAGGAGAAAUUACAUGCCAAGGUACAGGAGCAAAUGUCUCAGUCUCAGGUCGGUUCUAACACUCUUGCCCGGCUAAGUAGAGAGGAGGACUCCAUCAUCGAGACGGUCAUUGGACCAAGUAGGAAGAACAGAUAUCAGUGGAGAGGAUCCGAGCAGAGACCGCACGAGUCUAGUAGCACCUGCGAGUCUGCAGCACCACCCCGAACACCAGGAAGCAGUUCAUAUCAAGACUCGAUGGAGCAGCGGUUGAAAGCGAUUGAAGAUUGGCAGUCGCAACAAAAAACAUAUCAGCGGAUUGCGGAGGAAGAACGGAGGCGCCGGGAGCAGAGAGAAUUGGAGUUCACACAGUUCAUAUCGACUCUGCCUCAGGAGGCUCAGGAGGCAUAUAGGAGACGGUUUAUGUCGGAUCAGGCCGGGACUUCUACACAAGGUGCAGCCGGGGGUAGUCACGGUGCAGCUGGUGUUGAGGAUGAUGAUGAUGAUCAGGAGGAUUGAUUGUAAUUAAUUUAACUUUGAAAAUAUUUUCUUGUGUUG
Molecule: messenger RNA, 1239 nt
Organism: Asparagus officinalis (garden asparagus)
Lineage: Eukaryota; Viridiplantae; Streptophyta; Magnoliopsida; Asparagales; Asparagaceae
Exons: 6
Coding region: 64-1200 (378 amino acids)
Source: RefSeq, a predicted model, not a curated record